Penicillium oxalicum is the source of this 2016-nucleotide messenger RNA. RefSeq lists its product as uncharacterized. Lineage: Eukaryota; Fungi; Ascomycota; Eurotiomycetes; Eurotiales; Aspergillaceae. The record is from RefSeq and is a predicted model, not a curated record. Bases 1 to 2016 code for a protein of 671 amino acids. The transcript has a single exon.
AUGGAAAUGGAUAAGGAAGCAGGUGAGUAUCUCACUUCGAUAUUACUGGUGAGCUCUCCCAAACAGCAAGAGCAGAAUAGUUCUGGUGCAACAGACGACAUUCAGGAAUCUCAGAAAGCGUAUGAGCGAUCGAGUCAAGUGAUUUUUGGGGGUAAACGUGCAGAUGUCGUCGACAAUCUGACCAUACCCACGCUGGUCAGAACUCAUGAUUCCCACUGGUCAAUCUUCAGCCCUGAACAACAAAUGUCCCCCAGGCUUGGCUCUGAACGGACCGUUGAGGCUACACAGUCUGGACGCUCCCACCGCAGCAACUCUUCUUCAUCUUCUCAACCGCGUGGUGAGUCCGCCAAUUACCCACCCACAGAACCAUCCAGAGAGCCCCAUGCAGACACCCUUUCAGACAACUCCAUAAAAUCUUUUGAAUCUUUGGUGACAGGCCACGGCAAAGUCUGCUUUUGGUGUGCUAAGGAAAACAUCACUUCUUGCGCCUCCAUGGCCUCAACCACGAGCAGUGAGGACAGUGACACCGUCAUAUCCGAUGAGUUGAUGAGCCUUGACAACAAAAAUAUCAUCGAGCCUGAAGAUCAGCCGAGAAUGCCUCUUGAAAUCCAUGAGCUAGGGAAUCAAAGUGUCAGCGAAAUGCUUACAGCUCGUGAUUUUGGUGGGCUGGAGAAAUCGCCGAAAAUGCCGGAGCUUCUGUACCGAUGGUCAAAUCUUCACUCCCAAGGAAUCAACAACAGAGAUCUACUCGUCGCAGGCUCUUUUGUCAAAACAUGGCCCAGAAUUGCGUUCCCUCGUGAUAUCUCCAGAGAGGAGUUCCUCGGUCUCUUCAAAGCCCAUGUGACGAGAGAAAAAGCCCCUACACCUUUUAUCUCCGCGUUUGCCAGGCCGAUUGCACCGAUUCAUCGGGCUCUGAGGAAUAGAGCUCGUGCGAAAAUCUCGAUCAUCGAUCCAAAAUUGAUACCAAAUGAAGUCUUCCCUGCGCAGCCCCUGGCCCAAAUCACCCAAACGCUCGUUGACCGUUGGAAGGGUUACGGUGAAUUUGAAAUUUGGGGAUUUGUCCCCCGGGAAGCGAUAGUUGGUACAAUGUUCAUUACUGAGCUGGAAGAUAUUGCACGUGGAGAUUCCGAGAUUCAGGAGUAUCUUCAGCUCGAUCUGAUCCGUGCAGAGGAGACUUGUCACCGGGGGCUUCGCCGCAAUUUGCGCGGAAAUCUGCGGUCCCUCAGUUACCAAGACAACCGAGAAGCGCUCAAACGAGUGGCUGAUGAAGUUGACAUUCCAGAGGAGUACAAGUCAGCUUUUAUGCGGGACAUUCAUGCGGCAUGGACGAUGAAUUUGGGUAGAGGUACACAGUUUCUCGACGGGGAGGAGGAUCCAUUGUGCACCCAAGACUGGACUCAAACUGGAACAUAUGAAAGGUCGUCACAGAGGCUUGUGGAGACAGCGAGAGGGAUUCGUCACCCCAGCGAAAGCACCAUCUCGUAUGUCCCUUCAGUAAGCGAUAACGGAUCGCCUUCCGACUCCAGUUCCGAAGGUGACAAUAUGUCUCAAUCCCCCGUCGCUGCAAUUCCACGACAGGACACACCGAGUCCUGCGUUCUCUCUGGCAAGCGACUCUGAGAACUCAGUGAUGUCUCCUAACUUGAGAAUGCCUUCUCCUGAACAGAUUGAUACCGACAUGACCGACGUGAUUGUGUUACAGACCCAGUCGCGAACAAGCAGAUACUUUAACGGACCGGAAAGACAUCGGUCUAGGACUCAAUCACCCACUCUCGACCCACACAGCUUGGUUGAUAAAAUUUCCUACGAUGAUGAUGAUUCCCUCGAAGAUUCCGACUGGCCCUCUGAAGGCGAAAUUCUUCUAGGCAAUGACACCCCGAGCAAGUGUCAUUACCUCAGUCGCCCAAUGGACGAAACAUGGCGGGGGUCGAACGCUGACACUCCACAUCUCUCUGACAACAUCGACCCAGAAGACAAUUCUCUUACUUUCACUGAGGCUGAUCUCUUUGAUGUCUGA